This is a messenger RNA of Vigna angularis (adzuki bean), 481 nucleotides long. RefSeq names its product 40S ribosomal protein S21. Gene Ontology annotation, biological process: translation; endonucleolytic cleavage to generate mature 3'-end of SSU-rRNA from (SSU-rRNA, 5.8S rRNA, LSU-rRNA); endonucleolytic cleavage in ITS1 to separate SSU-rRNA from 5.8S rRNA and LSU-rRNA from tricistronic rRNA transcript (SSU-rRNA, 5.8S rRNA, LSU-rRNA). Lineage: Eukaryota; Viridiplantae; Streptophyta; Magnoliopsida; Fabales; Fabaceae. The transcript is spliced from 4 exons. The record is from RefSeq and is a predicted model, not a curated record. Gene Ontology annotation, cellular component: ribosome; cytosolic small ribosomal subunit. Gene Ontology annotation, molecular function: structural constituent of ribosome. Bases 93 to 341 code for a protein of 82 amino acids.
AUUUAUAACAAUCGUGUCCCUCCUAGCCCUUUCUCUACCGCACUCCUCUUCGUUCGUCUUCUUCUCUGGAGUUUUCUAAGGUUCAACCAAAGAUGCAGAACGAGGAAGGACAGAUCACCGAGCUUUACAUCCCUAGGAAGUGUUCUGCUACAAACAGAUUGAUUACUGCGAAGGACCAUGCUUCGGUUCAGAUUAACAUUGGGCAUGUGGAUGAGAAUGGUAUCUACAAUGGUCAAUUCUCCACCUUUGCCCUUUGCGGCUUCAUCCGUGCUCAGGGUGAUGCCGACAGUGCCCUAGAUCGCUUGUGGCAGAAGAAGAAAGCUGAAGUUAAGCAACAGUAGACGCCCAUGUUACUUUGUUACGUAUUAAUUUUUACUUUUGCUAGUAAUAUUUGAGGAUUAUGAUUGUCAUUUUGAGCAAAUACUUGUUCUGAAUUUUCUUUGGUACUUGGUACCCCCAGCUAAGGUUGUUUUUUUGACAA